UGUGCGUGCGUGCGUGCGUGCGUGCGUGAGACACGCCAGCAGGUUUCUCUAUCAUGUCUUAAGCGCGCGUGUGUGUUUGUCUGAGAUUUCACAGAAAGAUUGAAGUUUAACAUCACGAGAACUGUCCUGCAGCACAGAUCACGAACACAGGCACGCGCACACGCACACACACAAACCUUCAGACGCGUUCAGUGAGAUUCAUUGGCGGGUCAGACGGGUUUGGUUCGGGUCGGAAUGCAGUCAUCAUCAGCAUCAGUAUUUCUCAUUGUUGUCUCAGGUGUUUCUCUCGCUUUGGGCUGUAAUAAAGCGUUGUGUGCCAGUGAUGUCAGCAAAUGUCUCAUUCAGGAGUUGUGUCAGUGUCGACUUCAGGAUGGGAAUUGUUCGUGUUGUAAGGAUUGUAUGAUGUGUUUGGGCUCUCUGUGGGAGGAAUGCUGUGAUUGUGUGGGGAUGUGCAACCCUAAAAACUACAGCGACACACCGGCCACCGCUAAGAGCACGGUGGAGGAGCUGUACAGACCCAUCCCGUCUCUGUUCAGAGCUCUGACGGAGGGAGACUCGCCCGUCAACAUGAUGGUCGUCUCUUUUCCUGUAGCUGAAGAGCUCUCCUAUCACGAGAGUCUGGUCUCUUUCCUGGAGACGAUGGACAACACGCAUCCGAACAUCUCGCUGCCCGGCAACAGCAUCCAUGCCAGCUAUGACAAUACUCAAGAUAAAAUGUGCACGGUUGUGUACUUUGAUGACUGCGUGUCUAUUCGUCAGUGUAAGCUGUACUGCGAGUCUAUGGGCGGUUCCAAGUAUCGCUGGUUCCACAACGCCUGCUGUGAAUGCAUCGGACCCGAGUGUGUCGACUACGGCAGCAAAUCGGCAAAAUGCAUGAACUGUCUGUACUGACCUGAGAUCAUCUUUAUAAGACACGUCACUUCAAUCAUGUACAUUUAAUUCCUCUUUUAUUUUUUUCACAUAAUGAUAUAUUUUAUAGUGUCCAAGCAAAGGCUUUUGGAUUCGUAUAUUUUUUAGACGCUUUGAUAUGGUCAGAUGUUGUUUCUGGUUGUUCACACUAUAAGUGUCACAUAAAUACUUUUGAUAGCAUACGGAGAAACACACAGUUUUAAUUUAAACUGUGAGAUCUUCUGAUGUUUCAUCUCAUCAUGUUUGUCCUCUGUCAGUCAUCUGCCUGUCAUUCAUCAUCAUAGCUUAAUUACUCUAUUAGAAGUGAAGCUAAAUGCACAGAUGAUUUUUAAGUUAACAGAGAAAGAGAAAGUUUGUUCUUUUGUUUGACAAAUACAUGCAAGUGAAGCAGAUAAAUCAAAUCACAAUUCAAAAGUAUUUUAAUAAAACAUGUCAAUGAAACUGGCAUGUGUUUGGAUUAUUGUGGAGUUUUUUUGCAGUAGAAAUGUUCUGUUAAAUGGUGAAUUUGUUAAAAAAAGAAAAAGCAAAGGAAAUGAAUGGAAAGGAAAUCAAAGCAUUGUAAAUGUAUUUUAUGUCACGUGAUAACAUGUCAGACACUCUUCAUCUGACCGACAUUGUCACUUGAAGAAACUGAAUUGAUCAGAAAAGACUAAAGAAAAAUUCCAAACAAAAUGUUAAAAUGAGGACUGUAAUGUCUAUCUCUGUGGAUAAAUAAAGACUGGGAAACAGAACCUUUAUAUUUAAGUCUUGAAGUGAAUCAUUUAACAUUCUUGUCUGAAAAGCAAAGAGAUGAACUAUAUCUAUCACUCAUGAAAAGUUUUGUAAGUUUGAUUUACAGGUGCUGGUC
Messenger RNA from Triplophysa rosa, 1756 nucleotides. RefSeq names its product twisted gastrulation BMP signaling modulator 1b (gene twsg1b). Lineage: Eukaryota; Metazoa; Chordata; Actinopteri; Cypriniformes; Nemacheilidae. Gene Ontology annotation, biological process: regulation of BMP signaling pathway. The record is from RefSeq and is a predicted model, not a curated record. The transcript is spliced from 5 exons. Bases 235 to 891 code for a protein of 218 amino acids.